AUGAGAUUUGUGUGGCUUGUGCUCCUCGGAAGUUUUCUUGUUUGGCAAAUAACAGAGUCCCAGUUGGUUUACAAGCUCGUAAAAGCCGAGUGCGAUGGAAAUCCAGUGCGGGUGCAAAACGUUUCAUGUCAUGUGAAGGCGAUCAAUUGGAACAUGGCGGUGGUGAACAUGGAUUGUUUUGUGGCUGUGCCUAUAUUGAACCCAACUAUUCGGAUGCAGAUUUUAAAGAAGGACUAUAGCAACCAGUGGAAGCCAUUCCUAGUUGACGUGACAUUUACCAUUUGCGAGGGAAAAAAGAACUUUUAUCCCUAUGGCGUUAUAUUUUGGAAGCUGGUAAAGCGUUUUACCAAUGCCAACCACUCCUGCCCAUAUUCGGGACACAAAUUCACAAGAGGUGGAUAUUUGGAUACUAGUCUACUUCCGCCGUUUCCUCAGGGUUUCUACAAAGUCAGUAUUACAUUCUCCGAAGUUAAUUCUACCAACAGCGAAUAUUUAGGCACUGUGAAUUUAUUUCUGGAAGCAAUGGAACAGAUAAAGCGGAAAAGAAAUCCAGUGUCUAAAACGAACUAA
Molecule: messenger RNA, 570 nt
Organism: Drosophila elegans
Lineage: Eukaryota; Metazoa; Arthropoda; Insecta; Diptera; Drosophilidae
Exons: 4
Coding region: 1-570 (189 amino acids)
Source: RefSeq, a predicted model, not a curated record